Messenger RNA from Vicia villosa (hairy vetch), 2817 nucleotides. RefSeq lists its product as uncharacterized. Gene Ontology annotation, biological process: transmembrane transport. Gene Ontology annotation, molecular function: transmembrane transporter activity. The record is from RefSeq and is a predicted model, not a curated record. Bases 62 to 2428 code for a protein of 788 amino acids. NCBI's taxonomy places the organism in Eukaryota, Viridiplantae, Streptophyta, Magnoliopsida, Fabales, Fabaceae. The transcript is spliced from 28 exons.
AAUCUUGCAUUGCAUUAUAUAUAGAGAGGUUGGUGGCUUUCCAUGCAAGAUUCACACUAUAAUGGAGAAACUGAAUUUGUAUGGGUUGAGUCAUCUCUUCAUGACUGUCUUUCUGCAUAACUUAUCGACAUUCAUGGUGGUUCCGGCGAUCACCGAUGUCACAAUGGCUGCACUUUGUCCCGGACAAGAUGAAUGCUCACUUGCAAUCUACCUCACUGGUUUUCAACAAGCGAUGAUAGGAGUGGGAACGCUUGUGAUGAUGCCAAUCUUGGGCAGUCUCUCAGACAAAUAUGGAAGAAAGGCUAUUCUCACACUUCCAAUGACCCUCAUGAUUAUUCCCUUAGGCAUAUUAGCCUACAGUAGAACCAAAACAUUCUUCUACAUUUACUACGUCUUUAAGAUCAUAAUUUUCAUGAUUUGCGAUGGAUGCAUUCCUUGCCUCGCUCUAGCUUACGUCGCAGAUAAUGUUCCACAAGGUGGACGAAGCACUGCGUUUGGAAUUCUUUCAGGAAUAGGUUCUGCUGCGUUCGUUUGUGGGACCCUUGCAGCUCGUUUUUUAACCGCCGCUCAAACUUUUCAGGUUUCUACUUUUGUUGCGGCACUUGGAGCAGUUUACAUGCAAAUUUUCCUUCGGGAUUCAGUCAUCGAUCAAAGUGACCUUUAUGCCCCAAUCAUUUCACAUGAAAAACCCUCGAUUUGUAAAAUCAAUGGAAAAUCCAAAGCCAAUGUUCCGUUGAUGAAAGCACUGCGUUCUUUGCAGGAUAUAACCUCAUUUCUCAAUAGUAGCAAGACUAUCUCCCAAGCAGCAAUUGUUGCAUUCUUCAGCAACCUUGCAGAUGUUGGACUUCAUGGUUCAAUGAUGUUUUACUUGAAGGCUCGGUUUCAUUUUGAUAAGAAUCACUUUGCUGACUUAAUGAUCAUUUCCGGUAUUGCAGGGACUGUGUCACAGCUUUUUCUUAUGCCUAUUUUUGCUCCUUCAUUGGGUGAGGCAAGGCUUCUUUCAAUUGGACUGUUUUUUCACUGUGUACAUAUGUUCAUUUACAGCAUAGCAUGGUCCGCCUGGGUUCCCUAUGCAGCUGCAAUGUUCUCAAUAUUGUUUGUUUUUUCACAACCGUGUAUACGAAGUAUUGUGUCGAAACAAGUUGAUCCCCAUGAGCAGGGAAGGGCUCAAGGUUGCAUCUCAGGCAUAUGUUCAAUUGCACAUAUUGUUUCUCCAUUGGCUUUCUCUCCAUUAACAGCUCUCUUUCUAUCUGAGAGGGCGCCUUUUGAUUUUCCCGGCUUCAGUAUAAUGUGUAUUGGAAUUGCUUCGAUGAUAUCUUUUGUUCAGAGUAUGAUGCUUAGAGUGAUCAAAAGACAUGGAUACAUUUUGAUAUUUGCUGCCAUUCAUAUUGUGCUGUUUCUUAACAAUUUGGAAACAGCUAUCAGAUUUUCACUGGAUCCUCUUUCAUUCUCAGGGGAGGACCGGAGAAACCAUAUCGUGUUAAAUCAAUACACCCUAUUAUUCGCUCUAGCUUACGUCGCAGAUAAUGUUCCACAAGGUGGACGAAGCACUGCGUUUGGAAUUCUUUCAGGAAUAGGUUCUGCUGCGUUCGUUUGUGGGACCCUUGCAGCUCGUUUUUUAACCGCCGCUCAAACUUUUCAGGUUUCUACUUUUGUUGCGGCACUUGGAGCAGUUUACAUGCAAAUUUUCCUUCGGGAUUCAGUCAUCGAUCAAAGUGACCUUUAUGCCCCAAUCAUUUCACAUGAAAAACCCUCGAUUUGUAAAAUCAAUGGAAAAUCCAAAGCCAAUGUUCCGUUGAUGAAAGCACUGCGUUCUUUGCAGGAUAUAACCUCAUUUCUCAAUAGUAGCAAGACUAUCUCCCAAGCAGCAAUUGUUGCAUUCUUCAGCAACCUUGCAGAUGUUGGACUUCAUGGUUCAAUGAUGUUUUACUUGAAGGCUCGGUUUCAUUUUGAUAAGAAUCACUUUGCUGACUUAAUGAUCAUUUCCGGUAUUGCAGGGACUGUGUCACAGCUUUUUCUUAUGCCUAUUUUUGCUCCUUCAUUGGGUGAGGCAAGGCUUCUUUCAAUUGGACUGUUUUUUCACUGUGUACAUAUGUUCAUUUACAGCAUAGCAUGGUCCGCCUGGGUUCCCUAUGCAGCUGCAAUGUUCUCAAUAUUGUUUGUUUUUUCACAACCGUGUAUACGAAGUAUUGUGUCGAAACAAGUUGAUCCCCAUGAGCAGGGAAGGGCUCAAGGUUGCAUCUCAGGCAUAUGUUCAAUUGCACAUAUUGUUUCUCCAUUGGCUUUCUCUCCAUUAACAGCUCUCUUUCUAUCUGAGAGGGCGCCUUUUGAUUUUCCCGGCUUCAGUAUAAUGUGUAUUGGAAUUGCUUCGAUGAUAUCUUUUGUUCAGAGUAUGAUGCUUAGAGUGGUUCCUCCCAUUUUGAGUUAGAUGGACAUAAUCAACCGGCCGCUAAUUUAAAACGAAGUGGAAUACUUAUUUAUCUAUAGGAGCUUUGUCUUCAGCUGUGGUUUUGACAAAGAAGCAAAAUAUUGAAUAAGCAUAUAAAGCAAGAUGUUGAAUAAGCAGAUUCCUUGAAGUAGAUAUUUGAUUAGCUUUUCGAAUUUCAUACUAGUAGAUAUCAUGUUUGUUUGUACUUUAUAGUCUGUAUUGGUUUUCAGAUCAAAAGACAUGGAUACAUUUUGAUAUUUGCUGCCAUUCAUAUUGUGCUGUUUCUUAACAAUUUGGAAACAGCUAUCAGGUGUGAAUGUGCAGAGUAUAUGUAUACAAACAUUCACGGUGAGUUUGGCAAAAUUAUGAUAAGUCUGUGUGAUACAAAA